UCGCCAGUUCUGUCCGGCUGUGCAGCGCCCGCUCAGCAGGAGGAGCACGGAACGCAGCACGUUCGGAAACGGGCAGCCCCCGCUGCUGCAGUCGAUCGUCCUUCCGCCCCCGGUCCCCACGUCGCGGCCGAUCUGGCCCUCUUUCCAUCCGGCGGCCGUCUCUCCCUGUUCCGCUCCCGCCGCCCUCCUAUUUUCCUCUGACGGCGCUCGGCGCCGGGCGGGGAGGGAGAAGGAAUGGGGAACUUGUGGAGCUUGGAACAAAAGGUUCUGGACUCCAGGACAACAGAAGAAGGAUUUGGGGAAGGGAGAACAGGUGGUCCUUGGGACAGGUACUGGCGUUCUCCGGAUUACCACCCUCCCGCAGUAAAAAACAAUCUGGGGAUAUGACCGGUACUGUUUGGUGUCUUACUCCAGCAUACGCCCACCCGGCACCAACGUUCCGGCCGAGCGCUACAGUGCUCGGCCAUCACGUCGGAGCUGGUACGGAACGGAUCCUAAUUUAUGACAGAGACGCUUAGCAGUCUAUAAUCAUGAGCAACCCAUUCAUGCACAUUGCUGAACCACUGGACUCCACACUACCUGGAAAGAAAUUCUUUAAUUUGAACAAAUUGGGGGACUCCAGAUAUGAACGUUUGCCAUUCUCUAUUCGAGUUCUCCUGGAGGCAGCCAUCCGAAAUUGUGAUGAGUUCCUGGUGAAGAAAAAUGAUGUUGAAAAUAUCCUAAAUUGGACCGUGAUGCAACACAAGAAUAUAGAAGUGCCAUUUAAACCCGCUCGAGUUAUCCUGCAGGAUUUUACGGGCGUGCCUGCCGUGGUUGAUUUUGCUGCAAUGCGGGAUGCUGUGAAAAACUUGGGCGGAGACCCAGAGAAAAUCAACCCCAUUUGUCCGGCUGACCUAGUAAUUGAUCAUUCCAUUCAGGUUGAUUUCAACAGAAGGGUAGACAGUUUACAGAAGAACCAAGACCUGGAAUUUGAAAGAAAUAAGGAAAGGUUUGAAUUUCUGAAGUGGGGCUCCCAAGCUUUCCACAACAUGAGAAUUAUUCCCCCUGGCUCAGGGAUUAUACAUCAAGUGAAUUUAGAGUACCUGGCAAGAGUGGUAUUUGAUCAUAAUGAGUACUACUAUCCAGACAGCUUGGUGGGCACGGAUUCGCACACCACAAUGAUCGAUGGUUUGGGUGUGCUUGGCUGGGGUGUUGGUGGCAUUGAAGCAGAAGCUGUCAUGCUGGGCCAGCCAAUUAGCAUGGUGCUUCCUCAAGUUAUUGGUUACAGGCUCGUUGGAAAUCCUCACCCUCUAGUCACUUCCACUGACAUAGUGCUUACUGUUACCAAGCAUCUUCGCCAAGUUGGGGUUGUGGGUAAAUUUGUGGAGUUCUUUGGGCCUGGAACAGCCCAGCUUUCCAUCGCCGACCGAGCCACUAUUGCCAAUAUGUGUCCAGAAUAUGGAGCAACUGCAGCCUUCUUCCCAGUGGAUGACAUUAGUGUUAAGUAUCUGAUUCAAACAGGUCGUGAUGUGCAAAAAGUUAAUCUCAUUAAGAAGUAUCUUCAAGCUGUAGGAAUGUUUAGAGAUUUCAGUAAAUCAUCUCAAGAUCCAGAUUUCACCCAGGUUGUAGAAUUAGACUUAAAAACCGUGGUGCCUUGUUGCAGUGGACCCAAAAGGCCUCAAGACAAAGUAGCUGUGUCAGAAAUGAAAAAUGACUUUGAAAACUGCUUGGGAGCCAAGCAAGGAUUUAAAGGAUUCCAAGUUGCCCCAGGCCAUCACAGUGACCAUGUGAAGUUUCUAUAUAACAACAGUGAGUUCAUCCUUGCUCAUGGUUCAGUAGUGAUUGCUGCCAUCACUAGCUGCACUAACACCAGUAACCCCUCUGUGAUGUUAGGGGCAGGUUUAUUAGCAAAGAAAGCUGUAGAAGCUGGCCUCAAAGUGAAGCCUUAUAUUAAAACUAGCUUGUCUCCAGGAAGCGGUGUAGUCACCUAUUAUCUGAGAGAAAGUGGAGUGAUGCCUUAUCUGUCUCAGCUUGGGUUUGAUGUUGUGGGUUAUGGUUGUAUGACCUGCAUUGGUAACAGUGGACCUCUACCCGAGCCUGUGGUGGAAGCAAUUAAUCAGGGAGAUCUUGUUGCAGUUGGGGUGUUGUCUGGAAACCGAAAUUUUGAAGGCCGUGUCCAUCCCAAUACUCGGGCUAACUACUUGGCAUCCCCACCAUUAGUCAUAGCAUAUGCAAUUUCAGGAACUGUCAGGAUUGACUUUGAAAAAGAGCCACUGGGGGUAAAUGCCAAUGGACAGAAGAUAUUUCUGAGAGAUAUAUGGCCAACACGAGAUGAGAUCCAAGCUGUGGAGCGCCAAUAUGUAAUCCCUGGGAUGUUUAAGGAGGUCUACCAGAAAAUAGAGACUGUGAAUGAAAGCUGGAAUGCCUUGAAUGCCCCAUCAGAUAAACUGUAUUCAUGGAACCCCAAAUCUACAUACAUUAAAUCUCCACCCUUCUUUGAAAAUCUGACUUUGGAUAUUCAGACUCCUAAAUCUAUCACUGACGCGUACAUCCUUUUAAAUUUGGGAGAUUCUGUUACAACUGACCACAUCUCUCCUGCUGGCAAUAUUGCAAGAAACAGCCCUGCUGCUCGCUACUUAACCAGCAGAGGUUUGACUCCAAGAGACUUCAAUUCUUAUGGCUCCCGCCGAGGUAACGAUGCAGUCAUGGCCAGAGGGACCUUUGCUAACAUUCGUUUACUAAAUAAAUUCAUGAGCAGGCAGGCACCUCAAACCAUCCACUUUCCUUCUGGAGAAACUCUCGAUGUGUUUGAUGCUGCUGAGCGGUACCAACAGGCUGGCCUUCCUCUGAUUGUGCUGGCUGGUAAAGAAUAUGGCUCAGGAAGUUCCAGAGACUGGGCGGCAAAGGGACCUUUUCUACUGGGAAUCAAAGCAGUCCUAGCUGAGAGCUAUGAGCGAAUUCACCGCAGUAACCUAGUAGGAAUGGGAGUAAUCCCUCUGGAAUAUCUGCCUGGGGAGACUGCUGAUACACUUGGACUUUCUGGACGGGAGCGUUACACAAUUAUCAUUCCAGAAAACCUCAAGCCAAGAAUGAAUGUCCAGAUCAAGCUGGAUACUGGGAAGACCUUCGAAGCUGUCAUGAGGUUUGACACUGAUGUGGAGCUCACCUAUUUCCACAAUGGGGGCAUCCUCAACUACAUGAUCCGGAAAAUGGCUAAAUAGGCUCGUGUCGCCAUCAAGACAAGAUCUAGUGAGGGGUCAUUGACCACGGAAGCGAAAACCCUGAAAUGAAAGUCUCCUGGUGGAUCGUGUCACUAUAGGCCUCAUUAACACCAUUAGAAAGUGUGUGCAUUGUGAUUUUUCUUUUGUUGUUGUUAUUGCUUGAUAUACAAAGCCUGAUUUUCCCCACAGCUGGUGGAGAGAAUGAGUGGAAAGAGUUUUAUGUUGAGCAGACCUGAAGCUGUUAAUCAUUAGCUGUUGACUUUUAUCCCCAUUCUUCUCUAAACUGUCUCUACCUUGUCUGACUAUGCUUCCUCUUCUUCAGUGAGAUUUUUUGCUUUAGUUCCCAUUCUCCUUAGCAGUAUAUCCAGAAUUUAACUGACAGUGCAACGAAGGGCUUUCUUUAGCCUCCACACCCAAGUAAUGAGAGACUCUCUUUUUUUGGUUUCCAUUUUCUCUGCAGUAGUUAAUCAGAAUAUUCAUUUGAGGGAAUUAACCUUGAAAUUAUUCAAUUCCAUAGCUUUAUACAGGUUAACAAGAAAAAGAAAUGUGAACUUCUUUCGUUAACAUCUUCCUCCGGAAGCUCUGCUUUCUAUUUUGUAACAGGAGACCUCUGUGGGAGGUGGGGAGUGACAGGGCUGGUGGGGAGAAAGAACAUUUCAAACUUAAAUGAGAUUAAAUCUAUUUUCAAAAAGUG
Molecule: messenger RNA, 3894 nt
Organism: Tachyglossus aculeatus (Australian echidna)
Lineage: Eukaryota; Metazoa; Chordata; Mammalia; Monotremata; Tachyglossidae
Gene: ACO1
Product: aconitase 1
Exons: 23
Coding region: 531-3200 (889 amino acids)
Biological process (GO): tricarboxylic acid cycle; citrate metabolic process
Cellular component (GO): mitochondrion; cytosol
Molecular function (GO): aconitate hydratase activity; 4 iron, 4 sulfur cluster binding; 3 iron, 4 sulfur cluster binding
Source: RefSeq, a predicted model, not a curated record